AACAUUCCCAGCACGCCAGCAAACACGCCCACGCCCACGCCAAUGGCAACGGCCACCCCUAUUCCAACGAUCAAUGCCUCGCUGCUGGACAGCUUCUCCCUGUUCGAUGAUGCAGCCUCAGGCUCCAAGGCUGCCAGCACACCUCUGCACCCCUUGCUAGCGGCAUCCUCAUCCACGUCAACAGCGUCCACAAUUCCCACCGUCACCAGCACCAAGUCCACCACCUCAAAUAACCAACACUUGUCGCGUUCCAACACACCGCUGCAGACGCAAGUCACAACAGGAUUGGGAAUCGGAGAAUUAGCAACGACAGGAAGCCUGGGCCUGGAAGCGAGUCUUUUUGAUGCCUUUGGCGGCGGCAAAAGAAACGUCAAUACGAAAACACCAACGCCAGGCCUCAUCACGGGACCCACAGACUUUAAGGAUGAUCCGUUCAAGAACUACCGCUAUGAAGAUACGUUCAGCAUCAAAGAUCCCUUUGCCGACGAUGAUCAGGUGGAGGAUGUUGGUACCAAGGCCGAGGCCCAUAAAAAUAACUUUGCGGAGGACUUUAGCUCAGAGGAUGAGAUGGGAACCGGCGCCGUCAAGACCCUCAACAACAUGAAAAGAAUAAACAUCAAUAACAACAUGACACCGAGAGCCGUAACACCCUUGAACAACGAUAUCAUGCAGCAGUUUGAUGCAUUCAAUCUGAACGCGAGUCCGGCCCCAUCCUCGCACCACUCGAAUGCCUCACAGAACCACAAAAAGUCCCAGACGGCGCUGGAUGCGUUUGCGGACUUUGAUGACUUUGGAUCGGACACAGCUGGAACUACAGCCACAACAACAACAACAACGACGACAACCACUAAGAAACUCAACGAUUCCUUCUUCGAUGCAUUUAAUGACAACUUGAAGCUUAACGACAACACAACCGCAGCCACAGGAACAAUGCCGACAUCGGUAACAAAAGCUUUGGCCAGCGAACAAAUCAGUACGAGCAGGACGUCAUUCGAUGCCUUUGCCGUUAGUAGCGACGCCUUCAAUGACAGCUUCGAGGACAGCUUUGGUGGAAGCAAGCCGACUAAUUCCACCCAACUGGACAACAAUUUUGCCAAAUUCGAGGCCUUCGAUGUCCAUAACUUCUCGAGUGACUUUGGCAAGGGUUUCCCGGAGGGCAAGCAGAAUGGCGGGGCCAAGAAGGAACAAACUAAGGAUAGGUACGCGGCGGACUACUCAAAGCCGGAGAGCUUUGACGCUGACCUGGAAGAGGCGCUCAAGCGCAGUAUGCUGGACAAUUAACAACUGAGAAGGCGAGCGCGAAACGAAACAGACGUGUGUGAUCGAACAAUUUGACAUCUCCAAUUAAGUGCAUAUAAUGUUCUAUACGACACCAUUUAAUUACUAUUAUUUAUGAUCGUUUGAUUUAGGCUUCGAACCUUCGAGCUUCGAGCACUUUUUCUGUACCUCUUCUGGGCUCAAGGAUUUGCUUGAUUUGAAUUUUGAAUCGCACGUCUGCCGUGUAGGAUGAGAAACGUUGGUAUUACUGCAUAUCUAUAAGUACGUUCACAUAUUCGUCUAUAUAAAUUUAUAAAAUUACCAGUAAUCAUAUACUUGUAGACCCUAAAAACAUUAUACCAAAAGUCUAUGAAUAAUAAACGAAUGAAACGACAUCAUCA
Molecule: messenger RNA, 1658 nt
Organism: Drosophila miranda
Lineage: Eukaryota; Metazoa; Arthropoda; Insecta; Diptera; Drosophilidae
Product: putative GPI-anchored protein pfl2
Exons: 2
Coding region: 43-1281 (412 amino acids)
Source: RefSeq, a predicted model, not a curated record